This is a messenger RNA of Hydatigera taeniaeformis, 810 nucleotides long. The record is from the annotation of a GenBank genome assembly. Lineage: Eukaryota; Metazoa; Platyhelminthes; Cestoda; Cyclophyllidea; Taeniidae.
AUGCAAAACUGCAUCCAAAUUGUGCAGAGCGCGCAGCUAAAUGUGGGUAUAACCACUGCUGCACAGUUCUUCGCUUGGACUCGACCCUUCACCUUGGCGGUACAAUUCCUCCGCAACUGGACCUAUGCCUGUGCUGCUGGCACAGAGUGCUAUCUCUGCACUGGCAAGAUUAGCCACAAAAUCUUAGAGUGGCUCAACAUCGCCUUCUAUGCCCAAAUGAUUACCAUUCUUCUCUUUGGUGGUCUUUUUUACUACCUCCUAGUAAAAUGGUUUCCAUGUCAGGUAAUAUCAUGUGCAGGGGACUUUGAUGACUUGCCAGUAUUCUUCAUAGUGACAGACGGACCGGUAAACUUCGCAAAAGUAAUCACAGUUCUCACGGUUGCCCACUUGCUGCCAGCGCUUCUCCUUGUAGUGAUAAAGAUGGUGACCACUCACCAUGUUCUAGCCCUACCUGCCAGUGGUAGGAGCCUGGACGCACGAUGGUCUUUCGUCUCUACACUGAUUCAUUCAGCGGUGACGGUGUGGGGUUUGGCUGUAGCGUUGUCGGUGGGUGAAAUGGCAAGCCCAUGGACUCUCGUUUGGGCGUGGACGAUCAUCGCGGCACUAGCUGACGCGGUGACAGUGGUUUUGUUAGUGAGCUCUGCCAUGAGCGAGGCAGCACUGGCACACGCAAAACACGCCCAGCCGAUUCACCGAGAAAGGUCCAAUACGGAUAUUAGAAGCGUUCUCUACACCUAUCUCUGCUCCUCGCUAUGCGAGCACUGUCUACAGAUUAAAAGACUGUUCAUCUCCAAAUUGUUUAGACAAUAA